This is a messenger RNA of Cryptosporidium muris RN66, 756 nucleotides long. RefSeq names its product phosphoglycerate mutase 1 family protein. The record is from RefSeq and is a predicted model, not a curated record. Bases 1 to 756 code for a protein of 251 amino acids. Gene Ontology annotation, molecular function: intramolecular phosphotransferase activity. The transcript has a single exon. Lineage: Eukaryota; Apicomplexa; Conoidasida; Eucoccidiorida; Cryptosporidiidae. Gene Ontology annotation, biological process: glycolytic process.
AUGGUCUACAAGCUUGUACUAAUACGACACGGAGAAAGUGAAUGGAACAAGGAGAAUCGUUUUACUGGAUGGACGGAUGUAGGGUUAAGUGAACAAGGGUUUUGUGAAGCAAGAGAAGCAGGAAAAAUGUUACGCGAUUCUGGAUAUUCAUUUGAUAUAGUAUAUACAUCAGUGCUAAAACGAGCUAUAAGGACUACUUGGGAAGUUCUAAAGGAGCUUGAUAAUAUUAACUGUCCAAUAAUAAAUAGUUGGCGUUUGAAUGAAAGACAUUAUGGUGCUUUACAAGGGUUAAAUAAGUCUGAAACAGCAACUAAAUUCGGUGAAGAUCAAGUUAAGAUUUGGAGGAGAAGCUUUGAUGUUCCACCACCAUCUCUUGAAAAGGCUGAUGAACGUUGGCCUGGAAAUGACAAAAUUUAUAAUGGACUUCCUUCUAUAUGUUUACCAACAACUGAAUGUCUAAAAGAUACUGUAGAACGCGUAAAACCAUAUUUUGAAGAUACUAUUGCACAUUCAAUUUUACAAGGAAAAUCUGUUCUGGUAUCUGCCCAUGGAAACUCACUACGUGCUUUAGUAUACUUACUAGAGAAAUUGACACCUGAAGAAGUACUUGAAUUGAAUAUUCCAACAGGAUGUCCAUUAGUUUAUGAAUUAGAUAGUGAGCUAGAACCAAUAAAGAAGUAUUACUUAGUUAAUGAAGAUGAGUUAAAAAAGAGAAUGGAAGCAGUUGCUAAUCAAGGCAAAGUAAAAAGGAAAUAA